Messenger RNA from Temnothorax curvispinosus, 2293 nucleotides. RefSeq names its product protein embryonic gonad-like. The coding region runs from base 713 to 1939 and encodes 408 amino acids. Gene Ontology annotation, molecular function: zinc ion binding; DNA-binding transcription factor activity; sequence-specific DNA binding. The transcript is spliced from 3 exons. The record is from RefSeq and is a predicted model, not a curated record. Gene Ontology annotation, biological process: regulation of DNA-templated transcription. Lineage: Eukaryota; Metazoa; Arthropoda; Insecta; Hymenoptera; Formicidae.
UCCUUCGGUACGGCACGGUUCUCCUCAGGCGCUCCGAUGCAGUCAAACAGGUCUGAGCGAUCGUACAGCACCAGUCCUUUCUCGUCCAUCGUCGUAGUCGCACCGUCACACGUGCACACACAAGAGAGACAGAAGGAGAGGGGGGGAGAGAAAAAGAGAGAGAGAGAAAGAGAUCGAGAGUAUACAAAGACGACCACGAGCAGCGACCGAGGAGGAAAAGAGGUGAAGGAAAAAAUCGCGAGAAAACAGCGGGGGAAGUAGAAAAGAAGAAGAGGAAAGAGAGAGAGAGAGAGAGAGAGAGAGAGAGUAAAAUAAUAGAAUAAAUAUCGGACGAGGAAGUGUGUGAAUUAUACGAUCGAUCGAAAUUGUAUAGUUCAGUCGGUGGAAUCGAAACGACCGACAUGACAACGCCGGUGACAGUCUAUGCAGAACAAAAUUGAUUGAGUACAGCGAAGCUUUCAAGAAAAUCACCGGCUGUUACACGGAAGAAACGACUUUCUUCGAAUUUAAGCGUCAAAUAAUUGGAGCAAUGUGAUCGAAGAGAGGCAUAAUCGGCAUAGUAAGAGCAAACAGAACGUUUCCUGGGAACGAGAGAUGUGUAAAUAAGCGAAUCGGAACAGUUGCUUCGGCGAGAACACUAUACUUAUUUGUUAACUUAGUGAUCCAAAAACGGGACUGACAUUUGCGUGGAUUUCCAAUUUAUUUGAGUGAGAUGAACCAACAGUGCAGGGUAUGCGACGAACCCGCAGCGGGGUUUCAUUUCGGGGCGUUUACGUGCGAGGGUUGCAAGUCAUUCUUCGGUCGCACGUAUAACAACCCCACUAACGUGACAGCGUGUAAGAACGGCGGCAAUUGCAUAAUUAACAAGAGGAAUCGGACGGCUUGCAAAGCUUGCCGAUUAAAGAAGUGCCUAGACGUCGGUAUGUCCAAGUCGUGCUCACGCUACGGACGGCGUUCAAAUUGGUUCAAGAUCACGUAUUUUUCGGAGCAGAUGAGGCGAUGUAAUCAAAGUACGAACGAGAUAGCGUCGUUCCGUCCUUCCAAUAUCGCUACGUCCUUCCGUUUAAGUUAUCCACCGCAAAGUGACGGCAGCAACGAGACAGACAAUGGCGCGUCGACCAGUCAGGAAAAUCCGAUGAUCCAGUAUCCGUUCCAUACUGGACCUCCACCCGCAAUGAUGGUGAGAUCGAAUGGAUCGCCUCAUCCGGACGAGGUGUCUUUAUACCAACAACUCUAUCUGCAGAAUUUGUAUAUGAGGGAACAUCAGCCACAAUUGUCAUCCAUGACAACACCCCCGCCCAUAUCGAGGGAAGUCUCAUCAUCGCCGCUCGACAAUCGUUCACCACGGCAACAGAGCCCAUCCGCGGAAACUCCCACGAUAUUCACACAGGGGACAUCGCUUUACUCGUCGGAUUCUUAUCGAUCACCUAUGCCGGCGGAAUCAAUAUCGAGAAACACAAGAAAUGUCGAUGGAUCCGAAAGCGAGUCCAAUGACGAUGACCAUCGUCGUGAUGUACAGUCCAGGAGCAGUUCAAGUCGAUCGCCAUUCACUCCCACGAGAACAAACGAGCAAGAAUCGUCCAAACCCAGAGUAUCGAUCAAUGGCAUGCUCAUGCUCACAGGUCAAAAUUCUCUGUUACUCCCAGGGGGAGUAUCAGGGAUGUUCGCGUCGGGAGCACACUCGUUGUCAUCUCCAUGGAACUACAACAAUCUACUUCUGGUUGAUUCUAAUCGUAGUAAUCCUGCCGGCGAUGAACCAAUCGACCUCAGCAUGCGAGCAAGUAGCAGUCCGUCGCGAUCCAGAGAAUCGCCGGAAAAAGAAGAGAAAGAGGAAGAACAGGACGAAAAGAACGACAGAUCACCCAAGGAAGAAAACACGGCAUAUCCGCUCGAUUUGACGCUUCCCGCGGGUACCUCUCUGACGGCGAAUUGUUUUUGAGGCUCAUGAGUCGAUUGGACCGAUUUCAAUUUUCGGAAUUUUGUCUCCAAAGAAACACGCGAAAAUGCUCUGCGUGGUUUCUAGAGAAACGAACUCGAAAAAAUUUCGAGAGAAACGAUGGACAAUAUAUUCAUAAUAGUUACAAUUCCACUGAUAAAGUGAAUAGAAAUGAAUAACGUACCGUAGACGUGAUGUAUAUAGAACUCUUUUCGCGAUGGAAAUACAACAGUGAUGUUGACGAAGAGAAAGAAAAUGCUGGUCAUUUUGACCACCGGUCAUAGGUAGUACCAUCAUGGAAAUGUGUUCAUUUUGUACAUAUAUGUAAUAGUACUCGGAUUAAAUGGACGCAAUUUA